GGCUGUUGCCAGUAUCCAACGUACACAGGGCAGGUGGACGUGCAGCUGUAACCAAUUUGAACAAAAACUUGAUUUUAACCUCGAAAAAUGUCGCUUUGACCGUUCAGUCCCCAUCUUCGGGUGGGAUUUUAUCUAUUCCGAACCACUCUAAACGGCACCCUUCAGUAUGAACCUGGGAGAUGGUUUGCUCUUGGAGCUGGAAAAUGGGAAACCCAAACUGAUCCUACUAAACCGUGAAGAAAAAGUUCAGAAGAAUCCAGGGAAGCCAAGUUCCCGACUGCCCAGCGUAUUGAGCUGCAGACAGCCCUCAAGAGUGGAUACACAUACACCCCGAACGGAGGAACAACCAAUCAGGAAACAGAAUGCACUGAAUGGGAGGAGCCACCAGAGUAAACCUGGAAAAGGAGGGACCAUCGUCAAGGAGUGGGGCCAAACUGUGACAACUUCAAAAACUCAAGAGAACCAUAUGCCGAGAAAAGAAUUUAAAACUAAUGCCAAGGUGAAAGCAGCCAAACCCCAAAAUGUGAGACCAAUCAGGAAACCAGAGGAGCCCACGAAAAAAGUAGAGCCAUCCAAUCAGAGUGAACCGCUGAAGGAGAAUGAGGCUUGUCUGACCAAUGAGCAGCUUCAGCAUAUUCUUAAAGUGGUCCAGACAAAUGACUAUGCCCAAAACACUGAAGAAAACAAGACGGACUCUGUAUCGAAUGAAACAAAGGGACCAGAGGAAAUAAGGGAAGAAAUUGAAACUGUAAAUGCACCAAACAAGUUCAAAGUAUCUGGAGGUCUGUUAAGCUGGGUGGAAGAGCGGCCGUCGGAGGACAGAGCUGCACUGGAGGCAAAGAAAGCUCAAUGGAAGAAAGAUCUGGAUGAACAAGUGGCACUGAAGCAGAAGAUCCACCGGUCGGCUCCACCCAGACUACAGAGGGAGGACGACACAGAGAGUUUGGUCUCAGUCCAGAGCUCCAUCAGUUACAAAGAUUUACCGGCUGCCAUCAGGUCCAGCCUCAGAGUCGGGGAGUUUGCACCAAUGGACGAGGUGGAGCUGACUCAGGAGCAGAGGCAGGAGCAGAGGAGACGAUGGCUUCAGGAGCUGGACAAACAACGAGAGGAAAGUUCAGAAAGAAAACGCCUCGAAAAACUACAACAACGACAAACAGAGGACCAGCACCUGUGGGCUUCUCACUUUGAUUCCUUCCAGAGACCCCCCCUUGCCCCUCUGUCCUGUUCUUUUGUACCUCCACCUUGUCUUAGCGCAGACAGGGGUGAGACAGGCCUCUGCUCCAGUCUGUCCCAGUGGGAGGAGGUCAGAGGGGGUGUGGAGACAAAUAACAGCGGGGGACACACCACCAGAGCCAGUCACCUUCGGACCAUGACGUCUCUGUUGGAUCCGGCAGAAAUUGAGGAGAGAGAGCGGCGCAGACUCAAGCAACUCGACCAACGGCGAACAAUCAAACUGCAGGUUGAGGAGCGCCGUCGCCGUAGAGAGGAGGAGGAGUCUCGGAGGAAACGGGAAGAAGAGGAGGAGGAGCGAAGAGUGGAGCAGGAGGGAGAGAGACUUCACAGACAGUAUGAAAGAGACACACAGCAAGAGAGGAACAAGGAGCAGCAUCCAGAGAUGGAGGCCCGAGUCACAAACUGCUCUGAGCCUGAACUACAGUUCAACACAGCGGUCAAUCAGGACGCAAGUCUUGAGCAGGAGGUGGCACCAACAGCUGUCAAUCAUCUCAGAAACACUGCAGUUCAAACAGAGGAAGUGCACAUUUCUGAGACCUUGGACCUGGGCUCCUGCGGCCCAGUCCCUGGUUUGGUCCCUGGUCCGAAUGCCGUAGUCAGGGCUCAGGUCAUGCAGAUGUUACAGAUGUUGCACAAAGGAUUCGGAGCAGAGGUGUAUGAGCCAUUCACCAGGACAGAGUGUCCCAAAAAAGAUGAGAAGAGACCAGAGUGGAACACACAGAGACCCAGCCGGAGGUUUGUCCCGGCCUCUCAGCGUUACCCUGAAGAACUGCAGCGCCAGAGACAAGAGAGUCGUCUGAGGAGGCAGGCGCAGCUUCUGUCCCUGCAAAGGAAUCCAACCAACAACCCAAAUAAUAAUACAACCAACAAUAAUCCAACAAACAACCAAAACCUGCCCCCAAACCUCAGCCCCACUGAGCCCGAGCAGAGCAGAACCAAGGCGCACAGUCGGAUGGACACAAUUGGGCAGUCUGCAGAAAGGGGGCACUCUCCUGUGCAUGGUGAAGCUCCAGACUUUCUCCCUUAUGUACGAACAGACGAAGUGGAUAUGCAACCACAGCACUCACUACACACAGCUCCAGCUCCUCAGCUUCUACAGAAAACCCAGAGACAACAAGAAAUCAUCAGAGGACUGGCUCGGCUCAGACAGGGUUUGCUCCAAAAACAACGUGAGCUCAAGUCAGAUCUGAGCUGCAGUCACCUUGACCACGACCUUUGGCCUGUUUCCGUGACAGCAACCUACCAACGUGAACUCUAACAACUCGAUCAGCAGAGCUCACUUCCUGUUUCCUUCAGCAGCACUUUGAGACAGAGACCACUGUCUAUAUUUAUUGAAAUCUGAAUGUAAUAAACUUUGAACUGGCUCAGACUGGCUCAUUAUUGUGUAGCAGGUAGAGCUUCUUUUAAUUAAGAUAAAAAUGGUUCCCUUAGUAAAAAUCCUAUUAAUUUGGGGGUGACUACCUGUCCCU
Messenger RNA from Periophthalmus magnuspinnatus, 2702 nucleotides. RefSeq names its product coiled-coil domain containing 66 (gene ccdc66). The coding region runs from base 167 to 2491 and encodes 774 amino acids. The record is from RefSeq and is a predicted model, not a curated record. Lineage: Eukaryota; Metazoa; Chordata; Actinopteri; Gobiiformes; Gobiidae. Gene Ontology annotation, cellular component: microtubule; cilium. The transcript is spliced from 21 exons. Gene Ontology annotation, molecular function: microtubule binding. Gene Ontology annotation, biological process: cilium assembly.